AUGCCAUCUAUUGAGGCCAUUGACGAGAAUUCUACAUCUGCAAUUGAAGGUCGUGAGAAACAGGCGUUCACGGAUUAUUUCCAAACGACUCAGCCACAAAAUCAACAACUUUCGACGAUGUCACCUUUCGAAUUCGACAAACUCCAUUUGAGGUACCCUGAUGAUGCCUUUGAAGUAGUCAUCGAGAAGUUUGUACUGGGCAAGACCUUUCAAAUCAUCUGCCAUGAUUGUGGAGGGCGGAGAAUUGCUACAAAAUUCCAAGGCUCAAUCGCGAAACUGCAGAUACACCUGAAUUCAGAAUCGCAUGUAUCGAACGUCAUGUCAAAGCUAGGUCAGAUGGGAGAAGUGCCAAUAGAGACAUUAGAGACCAAGAAGAGAACGGAAGUUCUCAAACGAAUUGCAAGUCAACGACGUCAAACACACAAGAGAUCUACACAGCACUCGACAUCUGGCACUAAAUCUGUGAGUGUGGACCAGCGUGUGCGCAGUCCUGCCAGAGGUUCAACUUCCCCUAGAUCGAUGGAAGGCCGACACGCCAUGUACGAGCUUCCCUCGAAAACUGUCAAGUACAAGCCAUCACAACUCAAGGCCGCAGACGUUCUGGCAGAUCGGAGUAGCUCUUCUGACCAUGAAUCAAUUCCACAGCACGUUCAAACCAGUCCUUCGCAUCCCAAUCCGCCUUCUAAACAUUCCCUACACUCCUCUGAUGACUUGUUCAGGAACGAAAUAUCCAAGAGAUUUGAGGCUCUGGAAGAGAGCAACAGAAAAAAGAAGAUGAAGCUUGUUCACUACGGGAUGCUGCUUGGAGAAACAAAUAACAAGUAUGGAGAAAUCGAGAAGGAAAUCUCUGGCCUCAAAACACGUGAAGAUCAGCAUGUUAUCGAUAUUCAGUCCAUGCGCGAACUCUUGAUUUCUGGCAUUGAUAAUCUGUCCCAAAUAGUAGCCCGCUCACAAGACGUUCCCAAUGAAACUUUGGAGAACCUUGAGGCACUAUUAGCCAGAGAUGAACAGCACGAAUCUCGCUGGGAGGAACUGGAGAAUUUCCGCGCCGACAUUGCGAGACUUCUUGAGACCGUGGAGGAGAAACAAGCUGGGUUAACAGACCAGCUAAGCGGUCUUAUGAAUCAACGCUGUUUGACGGAAGCUAGCACAGUUAUCACCAACAUCAAUGCGCGGAUCCAGGAGCUGGAAUCGUCCAAGUUCCAAUUGCUUGAAUCUCAGAAUGAGUUGGAACAGGAUAAUCGAGUCAUAGCAGUUAGAGUUGGACUCCUAGAGCAUCGCGAAGAAUCUCCAGACGGGGCCAAUCAGGUCAUCACAUAUAUGUCCGACCGCAUCGAGACUUUAGAGACUGCUCGGAGCCAGAUCUUAGCAGCCAACGAGAAUUUUGCGGAAACCUUGAAGAAGCUCAAAGAAAGGGUUGAAGUUACUGAGGAGAACAACCUGAGCACCACAACGAUGGUAGAGUCAGUACGCGAGUUCAUCGGCCCACUUAACGAAUCCAUCGACCUCCUCAAUGAGCGUUUCUCGGCUCAAGACAAGCAUAUUGAAAAUCUCACGAGGAAGGCCAAGAAAUUCGACGAGUGGGUCAAAUACUUCUCAGAGGUCGUUGAGAUACAGAAAGUUUGUAUUGAGGAUCUGCAGAAUAAGCAGGUCAGCGAAGCGAAAUCGAGGAGAUCUUUUGAGCAACGCCUGGAGGAGUUACUGGAUGAGAGUAAAGAGCGGGAGGAGAAGAUGGCGGAGCGUCUGAAAGCCUUGGAGAAGAAGGAGGAAAGAAAUGCUGCGCAAAUAGCUCUGCUCAAGACCUAUUCUACCCCAAGAAGUGGAGUCAUGAGCGACAAUGAACGCGGAGGAUCAAGCACACCGAAAAGCUCCUCACAGGUCGGUGUUGCCAGUUCCGCCUCACGGACUUCACAACUUGCUACUGGUGGGACCACGACACCGAUUAGACCACCUUCGCGAAUCAGCAUGCCGACGAGCAUAAGCAGACAUCCUUCAACAUCGACUACUUCCUCGACAGCAGCAUUGAUCAGAUCUUCCGCACAGAAUAGCAACGCUUCGACGCCAAUUAGACCUCCUCCAUCUUCGCAAACAGACACGAUUGUCCCGGGUAAAUAUGGUCCGUCGAGGACUAAGCAGCCUGCAGCUCCGUCUAAUCACUCCCAGCUUCCGAGUAGCUCGCAACCUCCCAAGGGUUCGCAGCCUCCAAAGCCCACGCAGCCGCUUGUUCCAAACAGAAAACCACGAAAGUUCUAG
This is a messenger RNA of Cadophora gregata, 2253 nucleotides long. RefSeq lists its product as uncharacterized. The record is from RefSeq and is a predicted model, not a curated record. Lineage: Eukaryota; Fungi; Ascomycota; Leotiomycetes; Helotiales; Ploettnerulaceae. The transcript is spliced from 2 exons. The coding region runs from base 1 to 2253 and encodes 750 amino acids.